GGACAGCGCCAUCUUGCAACAGCGCCCUCAAUUGACACAUGAAUUAAAGAUGGCAGCCUCCGUAAGAAAUGUCGUCUGGAGCUUUCAACAAGUUCAGUUGGGCAGGUCAUAUCUGACGUGUCUGAGGCAAUGGCCACGGUUGGCUAGUAGCAAAGUGUCCGGGACUGUCAAAUCAACAACUAAAGGAAACACGAAAAAGGCAACAAAACAGGCAACCUCAGAGCCGGUCCCCGUCAAGCCCAAGGCCCCCUCCAACGAGGCUACCCCUUACACCUAUGAAGUCCCACAGUAUGAUGACUGGUUCUUCUACAACGUAGAGAGCGACAUGUCCAAGCAUCGAUUACCCCAACCCCAACCUGGGAAGCCAUAGGUAGCCGAGAGCAGUGUAGAUGACACGGUGUGAAUAACUCCUCCUUCAAGUCAACCAGGAAAUGCACACUCUUCAGUCCCUACCCCUAAGUUAUGAAUGUUGGAAUGAAAGUUCAAAUUUGAGACUGCAUGCCAAUCUUUGAAAUUUUGAAUAAGCAUGUUAUCCAUUUUUAACAAUUCUAAAUGCACAUCAAAGUUAUAACCAUAAAUUGAAACCUACAUGUACAUGUAUAAUCAAACAUGUAACAUUAUGAGCAGAAAUGUUAGGCCAAUGUUUUGUAAUAAUUAGUGGACAGAGAAGAAAUGUUUGGAUGGCCAAAGAAUGAAAUGUUAUCAUUAGUGGACUUGUUCUUGUAGGUCAUGUUUACAUCUUUCACAUUUUCAGUAAUUUGUGAUGUGAAAAAACAUCAGAAUGCCUUUAAUUCUAAUUCCUGGAAACAUUUGUCAGAUUCUCUAACAAACCUGUUCAUUGAAACUUGAUUCCAUAAACCACAACCCAAAAUUGUUUUUGAACAAAAAAGGAGGUCUUUAGAUACCUUUUUCCACAAAAAAAGUUAUCCAUGAUUUAUAGUCUUGUUUCAAGACCUAGCAAUUGAAUGUGUGAAUUGAACCCACGGAUGAAAACUAAAGCUGAUAAAAACUAAUUUACUAUACUGUAGGAUGAAUAUGCAUAGCAUAAGCGUUACUAGUCUUGGUUCCAGUUGUAAAUAAAACCGUUUAAAACUGA
Messenger RNA from Acanthaster planci (crown-of-thorns starfish), 1096 nucleotides. RefSeq lists its product as uncharacterized. The record is from RefSeq and is a predicted model, not a curated record. Lineage: Eukaryota; Metazoa; Echinodermata; Asteroidea; Valvatida; Acanthasteridae.